CCAAUUUGCCUUUCUUCAACCCCCGCUGGCUGCAGCUGGGGCCGCUGCGCACCCAGCGCAAGCCGCUGGCCCUGUGCCUGCUGGAGAUGGUGCUGCUGUACUUCAUCGUCGGCGGCGUGGCGCUGCUGCUGGAGCGCCGCGUGGGGCAGAUUGCACCCAGGGCUGGGAGUUCUAUGCCAUCACGGGGGCGUUGUUCCUGACACUGGCAUUCCGGGUUUCGUCUAUCGUUUCCUGA
Messenger RNA from Ilex paraguariensis (yerba mate), 235 nucleotides. Lineage: Eukaryota; Viridiplantae; Streptophyta; Magnoliopsida; Aquifoliales; Aquifoliaceae. The record is from the annotation of a GenBank genome assembly.